AUGGCCAGAUCCCUCCAGGUCAAGUCAUCGGAUACCGCACCACAAACCCUAUAUUGCAUUAUCACAGCCGAUCCAAGGAAAUGGGCCUUUGCCAACAAGGCCUGGAUCCCCCAUUUCUGGAAUGGAAGGGACCUCUGGAACAGUGAGAGCUCGCUACAGGCCCAAGACGAAUAUCUUCAAAGCGUUGGAAUGGAUCCGGCAAAGACUUUCCGCCUGUCUCAGAUCGCUGGUGACGAGGAGAAGCUCCAGAUGGUCAUUCCCAAUGCGAGGACCAAUGCCGAAGAUGGCGGUAUGAACCUGAAAGUUGAGUGCAAGGACUCUGUGGACGAUUUCGAGGAUAACAAGCCUGAGCUCGAUUACUACAAUUGGCCAAAUGUCCACGGCACACCGCAGCGGCUUCCAUGCCAAAACACCCAAAAUCCACCAACUGAAUGA
Molecule: messenger RNA, 435 nt
Organism: Penicillium riverlandense
Lineage: Eukaryota; Fungi; Ascomycota; Eurotiomycetes; Eurotiales; Aspergillaceae
Exons: 2
Coding region: 1-435 (144 amino acids)
Source: RefSeq, a predicted model, not a curated record